AUGAGCAAGCAGAAAUCAAAGGAGAAACGAUCAUUACUAGUACCUUUGAUUAUUUUCAGGAUCUUGAAUUCCCUUCUGACGAGAUCAUUUUUUCAGGCAGAUGAGUUUUGGCAGUCUCUAGAGCCCGCACACUACAAAGCUUUUGGGUAUGGCGAACUAACAUGGGAAUGGAGAGAAGGAUUGAGAAGUUAUGCAUUUCCUUUGCUCUUUGAAAUUGCUUACCAUGUAGUGGAGCUCAUGACACGUUUAAGUGCAUGGAUAGUGGAGGGAAACGUUGAGCUAUUUACUAUGUUUGUCAAAUGGGUUUUUCCUAAUUCAGCUUUGGCUUGGGAAAUGGUAUUUGAAAUGCAAAAGUUUCCUGUGGAGCUGAAUGAGUUCAUUGAUUAUUAUGGCACAAUAUUCGCACCCAAAAUUCUUAUGUCUUUAUUCGCUGCGAUUGGUGAGUACUACCUAAUCAAAUUUAUCCGGAAGAUAUACCUUUUGACUUUAACUGAUAAAGAGGAUAAGAGGUCGUUAGAUACCACAAGUGUAGUCCAAAUUUCCGCUGUGCUUACACUUACAAACUUCUUCAAUUGCUUUUUAAUUACCAGGCCGUUUAUUAAUUCUUUUGAGAUGAUUUUGACCACGAUUGCUUUGUAUUUUUGGGAUUGGACUGGCGGUGACAUGAUAUCAUCGUCUGAUUUUACAUAUAGUUUAAGUUUGGCAUUUUUUACUUCUCUUCAAAGGCCGACAAAUGCAUUUCUCUGGAUUAUAUUGGGUUCCUUCUUGAGUUUGAGCUUACUUUCAAAAAGAGCUUAUUGCAAAUUGGCUUAUCUAUUUUCGAAGUUAAUUAUAACUUUUGUUGGGACAUUCACAGCUAAUAUGGCCAUAGAUUACUAUUUUUAUGGGGAAAUAGUCUUUCCUGUCUUCAAAUUUGUUCAAUUCAAUUUCACCACCUCGUUGUCAAAGUUCUACGGACAAGCUCCCUGGCACUUUCAUCUUAUACAAAGCUUGCCAAUAAUUCUCGGCUAUAACAUUCCUUUCUUCAUCCACGGGUUCUUUUCUAGAACAACAACGAAGAGAUUUUCACCCUUUUUUACUGACCCAUUUUUCCAAUUCAGAAUUGUUAUUAUUAUCAGUGUUUUAAUUUACAGCCUCAUCUCUCACAAAGAAUUUAGAUUCAUUUACUCUCUUCAACCGUUUUUCAUUUUGUUCUCAACAGUAUCGCUUCUUCGUUUGAGGGGAAGUUCUUUAUCCAGACUGAAAUGGAUUAUUUGGGGAGUUCCGUGUCUUUCCAUGAUUGCAUCUUUUCUUCUUUGCACUUUGCAUGAAACUGGCGUCGUAGAAGUGAUACACUUUUUACAUGACAUUCCUGAUAUCCAAAGCCUGGGAUUUGUAAUGCCAUGUCAUUCGACACCAUGGCAAUCGCAUUUACAUAGAGACAAUAUUCCUGAUCUAUGGUACAUUACAUGUGAACCUCCAUUGCAUCUCAUGAAUGAUCCAGAAGCAAAUUCAAAGUUGGCCGCAUAUAUGGACGAAAGUGACUACUUGUAUGAUGAUAUACCGAAAUUUAUCUACCAGCACUUUCCUCCUGUGUUCAGGAAAAACUUGAGGACUCCGGAAAAGGCUUAUAGGCAUGAAUGGCCCGAGUUUCUAGUAAUAUUUGAACAACUUGAUACAGAGUACAUGAAAGGAUUUUUACAAGAUAGUGGGUAUAUCGAGUUCAAGCGCUUUUUUAAUACUCUGCAACACUGGGACCCUAGAAGAAGUGGGGACGUGAUUGUUUAUUACAAACCUACUUUCUAUUGA
Lachancea fermentati is the source of this 1788-nucleotide messenger RNA. NCBI's taxonomy places the organism in Eukaryota, Fungi, Ascomycota, Saccharomycetes, Saccharomycetales, Saccharomycetaceae. The record is from the annotation of a GenBank genome assembly.